CCACUAAUUACCACGACAGUAAAAUUGCAUAACUAGUGUGUGAUCUUCACCUCUCCAGUUCAUCGUUUCCAGCCAAAACCGAUUCGCGAAUCCUCAGUGAUGAACUGGGUUCAACGCAAGAUUUAUCUUUACAAUGUUACAUUCGGGCUCUACAUGCUGGAUUGGUGGGAGCGUUACCUUUUCAAUACGCUGGUUAUCGUGUUGAUGUGGUUUGUUUUCUACAACAGUUCGCGAUACGUCGCUGACUUCUGCAAAAGGCAUAUGCACUGAGUAUGCUUUGUGUAGUGGACACUAGCACGGAGUUGUACGUCAUGGAGGAAGGCUGAGGAAUAAGGAAGUCCGACCACAGCCUAACAACAGUUGCAGUUUGCCAAGAUAUGUCAAUUGAAUUCUUGUAAAUCUACUUUUGCUUUUCUUUAUCAUAAACCUUCAAAUCGGUAGUCGUAAGCUAUUGUGCACUGAACCACGGGUCAAAGAACAAAUUCGUCUGUUAACUUGUUGUGAAAGAUGAAAUCGGUUUGUUCAUUCA
Molecule: messenger RNA, 529 nt
Organism: Sesamum indicum (sesame)
Lineage: Eukaryota; Viridiplantae; Streptophyta; Magnoliopsida; Lamiales; Pedaliaceae
Product: transmembrane protein, putative (DUF3317)
Source: RefSeq, a predicted model, not a curated record